Messenger RNA from Solea senegalensis (Senegalese sole), 1091 nucleotides. Its product is annotated as choline transporter-like protein 1. The transcript is spliced from 7 exons. NCBI's taxonomy places the organism in Eukaryota, Metazoa, Chordata, Actinopteri, Pleuronectiformes, Soleidae. Bases 1 to 876 code for a protein of 291 amino acids. Gene Ontology annotation, biological process: transmembrane transport. The record is from RefSeq and is a predicted model, not a curated record. Gene Ontology annotation, molecular function: transmembrane transporter activity. Gene Ontology annotation, cellular component: membrane.
AUGAUUGACAGAGGAAGCAUCUGUGGCUUCACCGUGGUCACAGGUGGGGCUGCUCGCCUUGUCUUUGGCUACGACAGCUACGGAAACACCUGCGGUCGACGCAACGAACACAUCGAAGGAGUCAGACUGAGCGGCCUCGACCACACGGACAGGAAGUAUGUUUUCUUUCUGGAUCCUUGUAACAUCGACAUCGUCCAGAGGAAGAUCCGCUCCAUCGCUUUGUGCGUCUCCCUGUGUCCUCGGCACGAACUCGGGACAUACAGUGACCUCAAGACUUUCGCCAUGGUCAAUGGGUCAGAGUUGUGCUCAUAUGAGCUGGCGGCCCACAAAUAUGCCGUUCUACCUGAGAGGUUCAACAAGUGUCCCAAACUUCCUGUUCCACCGAGUAAACCGCUGCCCGUAUUUAACCGCUGCACGCCACUGGAUGUUUCCUGUUACACAAAGUUUGCCGAGGCAGUGGUGACGUUUGUGGGUGACAACAGUUCCCUGCACCGCCUGAUCGCAGGCGUCGCCGCCAGUAAAGAAAUCAUCGUGGGCCUGUGUGUCCUCGCGCUCGUCCUGUCCAUGAUCCUGACGAUCAUCGUCCGUUUCAUCUCCACUGUGCUUGUCUGGAUCCUCACGUCGCUGCUGGUGCUCGGUUCACUGGCGGGAAGCAGCGUCCUCUGGUGGCUUUACAUCGACCAUCGCCUGAACAGAAAUGAUACGUCUACAAAAGUAACCAAGGAAACAAAGGAGGAGGCGGAGCUGAGCAGAGAUGGCGGUCAGGCACUGCUCGUCUAUGCUGCCGCCGCCACCGUCUUCACCGUACGUCCUGGUUUGAGCUCUGUGUUUGGCCGGUUCCCACUGACAUCAACUCAGUGUGAACUCUCGGUGUGAACUCUACGUAUGAACUCUCGGUGUGAACUUUCGGUGAAGUCUGUGAAUUUGGUGUGAACUCAGUGUGAAAUCUCGGUGUGAACUCUACGUAUGAGCUCAGUAUGAACUCGGUGUGAACUCUCGGUAUUAACUCUAGGCGUGAACUCUCGGUAUGAACUCUAGGCGUGAACUCUCGGUGUGAACUCAUGGUGUAAACUCGGUGUGAACUCAUGGUG